This is a messenger RNA of Saccostrea echinata, 3229 nucleotides long. RefSeq names its product mu-type opioid receptor-like. The record is from RefSeq and is a predicted model, not a curated record. The coding region runs from base 384 to 2459 and encodes 691 amino acids. NCBI's taxonomy places the organism in Eukaryota, Metazoa, Mollusca, Bivalvia, Ostreida, Ostreidae. Gene Ontology annotation, cellular component: membrane. Gene Ontology annotation, molecular function: neuropeptide receptor activity. Gene Ontology annotation, biological process: neuropeptide signaling pathway. The transcript is spliced from 7 exons.
UCAAAUGUAUAGACGCAGAACUUUUUCUGCCUCAAUCAGUGAAUACAUGUGAGUGAUUUGUGAGUUAAUAACAAAUGUGUUGAACACGUGAAAGGAACUUAAAAAAAACUUGAAUUCUGGUCAGUUCUCUCCCGGAUUUUAAGUGAUUCCGACAUUACGAUACCAUUGAACAUAUUUCUAGGGAUUCUUUAUACUGACAGCAGAAGAACACUUUUAUGCACACACGGAAUUUGAAUUCUCAGGGUAAAGGACAGGCAACUGAAAAAGACUGAGACAGAGCGAACAGAUGAUCGGGUUCCGCAGAAAGACUUUACUGGAAUCGGGCAGGAUGUUCUGAGACGACACACAGUUAAGAUGGAUUGACAUUUGAAUAGAAAAAAAAAAUGACAGCAAGUCCUUGGAUUGUAAAUUCAUCUACGUCUUUGUUUGACCAACUUCUCUACAACAAGACAGGACCCCGACCCAACGAUGCGCUUCCGGUUAGCCAUUCAUUUUCAUUGGACAAUAUUCAAAACAACGUUUCUAACGUGACUUCAGGACCGGAAGUUGAUAACAGCGCUCACACAAGCUGGAGUCUCCUAGAAACGGUGGUGUUCGGAACAUGGUUGUCAAUAUCUAUGGUUUUUGCUAUCGUGGGAAAUUUCAUGGUGAUUGCAGUUGUAUGGAGACAUAGAGGAAUGCGGACGAGAACAAAUAUGUUUAUAGUGAACUUGGCGAUAGCAGAUUUUUUGAUUGGAAUACUUUUGGCGCCAUUUUCACUAACAACAUUAAUAGCACAUGACUGGAUUCUAGGAGAUGCACUAUGUUUCUUGAAUAGUUUUUUAAAUGCCGUCUGUUUUUUGACAUCUUUACAAACGUUGAUGUACAUCAGUAUACACAAGUAUUUAUCUAUCACCCGUCCAUUAAUUCGUAUAACUAAGUGUAAGAUAUUAAUUAUGAUUAUGGCAGCAUGGCUAUGGGGAAUCAUCUGUGCUGCCUUGACUACAUUCAUUCUAAGUCAUUAUGAAUAUAAGGAGAAAACCAUGCAGUGCGGACCGGCGUAUCCCGGGAAUACGGUUCGGUCCAUAAUAUUUCAUUUUAUUAUCCAGACAUCGAACCUCUAUCUUCCUUUAGGAAUUAUGUUGUUUUGUUAUAUCAGGAUAUUUCAAGAGAUUAAGGAGCACAUGCAGAGGAUGGAUGAAAAUUCAGCCAUGGACCGGAAACAGAUUUUCUCACAACAGCGGAGAGUGACCAUUACAUUGUUUAUCGUUUUGGCAUGUUUUGUCGUUUGUUGGUUUCCAUACUGUGUAUAUGCCAAUUAUGUCACAUUUGUGGAGGAUAAAAAGACGAUUCCAGCAUGGGCUAAUGCUGUAGCUUACUGCGCUGGUUACAUGAAUAGUGCUUGUAAUCCGAUCAUCUACGCCUGGCGAAGUCCCUCCUUUAGGGAGGGAUACAAGGAAAUCCUCUGUCAGGAGCCAUCUUACGUCGUCAGUGACGACAGGAUUGAAGUAUUAUACAAUCAGGAACAUAGCCAACCAUUUAAACGACUAACAGAUACAAUCCAUGAUAGUUCUCCAGGCCCUCGUAGGCGGAUCUCACUUUUUAUCAACUCAAUGAGGGGAUCACAUCGCGGAUCAAGGAUGGGAUCCGAUGACUCAUUAUCUCACCAUUCUCUUCAUAGUCUAAAUAAAGUCCACAAAACUCACGACUCUUCUACGCACAAACUGCUUCGCAAAUUAACAGGCAAAACAGCAAAAGGGAGUUCUAUCAUCAAAAGAGAUGGAUCUGUUAUUUUAGUUAAAAAUGGCAAAAUAAUUUCAAUGCGCGAGGAUGUGCGCAGAAGAAACACAUCCGGGGAUUUUGAUGACGUCUUUCUCCCAAGUACAUCUCCUUCGGCGGAAAAGUAUAAAAAUGGAACACGUCCGCCACUAACAAGACAACCCAAUCUAAAUAUACUUUAUGAAAGUAACUCUGAAAGGGUAGACAUACGUCAAGCAAAGCAGAAUGGGUCUGCUGCUAUGUGUCGUUCUAUUUCAGACGAGGAUUUGAAAUCCAAUAUGAACUCUCUUGAGAAAUCUAAUGCUAGCGCACCAAAUAUCGAGAUACUUGUCUCGGAAGCUCCUGAUGCUGAAAAAAAUCAUACACAGGAGGGCGAGUGUACACAGUGUCAGAGACUUUCCACUUUUAAACCUUUAGAAAAUCAUUGUCCACAUGGUCUGUUUUUACCAAGUCCACAGACCAUGAGACGGUCGCGCAGUGACACAAUACACCAGACUGAUCAACAGGAAGAUACAGCUCGUCUCUUGUCAAAAAGUGACCAUGAUGUGUACAAGUUACCAACCCUGACAUCCCCGUCCUUUGAACGCUUGAGGACGCAUGCGCGAACAAACGAAAACGCAAGUGACAGUGAGAUAAAUGUGAACAUCCCUCUUUAUACAAGACGAUGGUUAAAACAUAAUAAUAGAAAAGAUCCAACGUGAUGAAUUUUAUCAUUCUUGGAAAAUAUUAGUCGGGUUUUACUUAAACGGUCAGCUGUUUUACGUCGAAAUGGUUACAAAAGGGCUAUACAUAACUUGUGCACCUCAUGCAGCGCGUUGUUGUUUAGACUAAACAAACUGUAUUAAUUAAAUUUAGAACUUUCUCCCAAAUGAAGCACUCCAUUUGGUUUUAAUUUGAGAUGAAGUAUUAUUUAACUGUAAAUGUAGAAUGAAUUUUGCAAAACUUAUCAGGCAAAUUAUUUUUUAAUUUUUUUUUAAUAAACGAUUUCUUUUAAACAUAUACUUCUAAGCUUUACUAUAUAAAGCAUGCAUAUUUUAAACGUUUAUAAAGGCUUUAUUGUUAAAUAUACAAUUCAAGAUUUUAAAAAUGCUCUUUAUUUUAGAUGAACUUUACGCUUUUGGCAAUCUGAGGUCGAAAAAGUGCAAAAAGCAGGAUUCAAAUUUUAACUGACCCAAACUUUAAAAAUGAACAGUUUGUGUUUUAAAAGAAAUACGAUGAUAUUUGAUACAUUUAUCUUUUAUUUCUUACAAAGUUUUAAAUAUUAGAAUCAUGAGAUAAGUCCUUUAAUCUUUGGAUUACGUGGUUUAUUUUUCGACUUUGUGUAAUAGCUCUAACAGAUUUUGCCAGUUUUAUUAUACGUAAUGUAUAACACUAAAACACAUACGUCAGCUGUUGUCUGUACCUAUUGUUUUGUUUGAGUAAAUGAAAAUAUAUGUACAAUAGACAGAAAAUAAAUAUUUUUAUUGAAAAA